Messenger RNA from Passer montanus (Eurasian tree sparrow), 604 nucleotides. Its product is annotated as dynein heavy chain 8, axonemal-like. The annotation marks the transcript as partial. The record is from RefSeq and is a predicted model, not a curated record. Gene Ontology annotation, cellular component: dynein complex. Gene Ontology annotation, molecular function: dynein intermediate chain binding; minus-end-directed microtubule motor activity; dynein light intermediate chain binding. Gene Ontology annotation, biological process: microtubule-based movement. Lineage: Eukaryota; Metazoa; Chordata; Aves; Passeriformes; Passeridae. The transcript is spliced from 2 exons.
UUCUUCCAACAGGUGGAAGAUAAGAGGAACUUGAAGGGUUUUGCUUUUUUUGUGGUUUUGUUUCUUUACUUUGUUUUAAUAUAAUCAGUCUCCAUUGAUAUUAAUGGCUUUCUUUGUGGCAGAAUGUCACUACACAUGGAUCUACAGAAGCAAUACAUCACAUGUGUAAUUCUAAGGAACUACAUAUAAAAUAAACUUUCUUUUUUACUUUUAGAACAUUCCAUGUCGCGCCAUUUCAAUGGGUCAGGGCCAGGAAGUCCAUGCAAGGCACCUGUUAAAUCAGUGCAUGCAGGAUGGAGGCUGGCUCCUUCUACAGAACUGCCACCUUGGCUUGGAAUUUCUUAAUGAAUUAAUGGACACCAUCACAACAAAAGAGUCUGUGAACGAAGAUUUCAGAACCUGGAUCACUACAGAGGCUCACCCAGAGUUUCCUAUUAAUCUUUUACAGUCCUCUAUAAAAUUUACCAAUGAACCUCCUCAAGGUGUGAAAGCUGGCUUGAAACGAACAUACUCAACUGUUACUCAGGAUCUUCUGGGAGCAAGCAAAAUGCCACAGUGGAAACCAUUGCUAUAUGCUGUAGCAUUUCUUCACACAACUGUUCAG